UUCUUUGUUUUGGACUCGCCCAUUACAGAACCGCUCUUUGGUCUCUUCCUCUUCUUCCAUUGUCUGAUAAAAAUCAAAACUUUUUCUUCUGAAAAAGAUUUAAAAAUUUUCAAAUAAAGAAGCCAAUUCAUGAGCGUUUUCAUCACUUCCUUGACACUUGUCUUUCGCAUCAUUCUUCAUAAUUUGUAAAGAAAAAGAGCCACUUUUCUUCCUCCAGCUAUUAACAAUCCUCAACAUGCUUCUCCUCCAUUCGCCAUCAUCAUCAUGUCCAUCUUCUCCUUCUCUUCCCUAACUUCUUGAACUCUCAAAACCCACCAGAUGUCUAAGAACACACAACUUGAAGAAAACAGAGGAGAGAAGCCAUUCAAGAGGUCGAGGCUCGUGUUCGAGCCGUCUCUAGGAGUGUUGGGUUUCUUCUUAGUCGGUUUGUGUUUGGUAUGGAGCUUCUUCUACUUCGACUACAGAACCGUGGCGAAAAGCUAUAACCUUUCUGAUAAAUCAGACAGAUUCGUUUGGCUCAAACUUGACAUCAACAAGAGCAAUAAGAGUGAUGUUAUUAGUCCAAACAGAGUUGGGUUUCUGGAAGAGAGUGGAGAUGGGUGUGAUGUGUUCGAUGGAGAUUGGGUUUGGGACGAGUCUUAUCCUCUGUAUCAGUCCAAAGAUUGCAGCUUUCUCGAUGAAGGGUUUAGGUGUAGUGAGUUUGGGAGGUCUGAUUUGUUCUAUACUCAUUGGAGAUGGCAACCUAGACACUGUAACUUGCCCAGAUUUGAUGGUAAACUGAUGCUAGAGAAGCUCCGGGACAAGAGGCUGGUCUUUGUUGGGGACUCAAUAGGAAGAAACCAAUGGGAGUCUCUUCUUUGCUUAUUAUCUUCUGCAGUCAAGAACGAGAGCUCGGUUUAUGAAGUGAAUGGAAGUCCCAUCACAAAGCACACAGGUUACUUAGUGUUCAGAUUCAAGGACUACAACUGCACAGUGGAGUACUACAGAUCGCCAUUCUUGGUUCCUCAAACCAGACCACCAAAUGGUUCAGCCAAUAAAGUUAAGACAACUUUGAAACUGGACACUAUGGAUUGGACUUCUAGCAAAUGGAAAGAUGCAGAUGUUUUAGUGCUCAAUACUGGACAUUGGUGGAACUAUGGGAAGACUAUUAGAAUGGGAUGCUACUUUCAAGAAGAAGAAGAAGUGAAGCUUAAGAUGAGCGUAGAUGAUGCUUACAAGCGAGCUAUGGAGACCGUUAUGAAAUGGAUUCAAACCGAGGUUGAUUCAAACAAAACACAAGUCUUCUUCCGCACAUACGCUCCUGUGCAUUUCAGGGGAGGAGAUUGGAGAACGGGAGGAACAUGUCACAUGGAGACAUUGCCUGAGAUUGGAACCACCUCAUUGGUUUCAUCAGAGACAUGGAACCAGUUAAAGAUCCUGGGAGAUGCGUUAUCACGUUACUCCAAUAGAUCAGAGACCGUUGAAAUGAAAGUGUUGAACAUUACAGCAAUGUCUGUUCAGAGAAAAGAUGGUCACCCGUCUCUUUACUAUCUUGGCUCGCGUGGUCCUGCGCCGCUUCAUCGCCAAGACUGUAGCCACUGGUGCCUUCCUGGUGUUCCUGAUACGUGGAACGAACUCAUGUAUGCCUUGUUUAUGAAACAAGGAAGAGCCAAAGAAGCAAAUGGUACAGGAAGUGUCACAAUGUCAUGACCCUGACGUUUUCUUGAAGAUGAUGCUGAGCUCAAAGAUCAAAAAGGGUUUGGAUUUUUUUUUAUUAGAUUAAUUGGGUGGGGUUAUGUAAUUAGGUUGAUAAUCUUAAUCUCUGGUUGUAAAGAUAGAAAAAUCUCAAAAUGAUAUGCAAAGUUUCAUAGA
Messenger RNA from Raphanus sativus (radish), 1851 nucleotides. RefSeq names its product protein trichome birefringence-like 10. NCBI's taxonomy places the organism in Eukaryota, Viridiplantae, Streptophyta, Magnoliopsida, Brassicales, Brassicaceae. Gene Ontology annotation, cellular component: Golgi apparatus. Gene Ontology annotation, molecular function: O-acetyltransferase activity. The transcript is spliced from 3 exons. Bases 319 to 1689 code for a protein of 456 amino acids. The record is from RefSeq and is a predicted model, not a curated record.